Acanthocheilonema viteae is the source of this 822-nucleotide messenger RNA. The record is from the annotation of a GenBank genome assembly. NCBI's taxonomy places the organism in Eukaryota, Metazoa, Nematoda, Chromadorea, Rhabditida, Onchocercidae.
AUGGAUACAGAUGAUUAUGAGAAGACGUUAAUUGCGCUUGAAGAAGCGCUAGCAACAACUACAACAACAACAAAGUUACUACCAACCGGAUGUCCCAAUGUAAUUUGCACCGCACUGCCUAGUCAUUGGCGCAGUAACAAAUCAUUGCCGUUACCAUUUACCGUAUUUGCCCUGGGACCGGUUCCGGAUGGAACGGUCGUUACCGUUGCAGCUGGAAAUGAAGAAAAUUGUUGUGCUGAUCUGCGAAAUAAUCGUACUCAAAUGAAUGGACAAAUUGCCCGUUUCAAUGAUCUGAGAUUUGUUGGUAAAAGUGGACGAGGAAAAAAUUUUCAUUUAACGAUAACAAUCGAUACAAAACCGGCACAGAUAGCAAUCGUUGGUAAAGCAAUCAAAGUUACCGUUGAUGGGCCGCGUGAUUCUCGAACAAAUAAGCCAUUAACUCGCCGUAUCAGUGCAUCAGUUUCAUCGGAUAAUUGUUCAGCUAACAGCAAAGUUCGCCGUCGGAUUUCCAUCGCAACCAUUCCGAGACCGAUCCCGACCCUAAUACCACCAAUUCCCGUUUUCCCUUCUUUAUUUAAUCCCUUUCCAUUUAUUCCAAAUCCUCCGUUACCUCCACCAGUAUCGUUGAACUUUCCUCAUUCUCCUUUACUAAAUCCCACUGCUGCUGUUGUUAGACAACCUCUUCCACCUGUUGUUACACCUUUACCGGCGGUUUUGACUCAAAGAACCCGACAGUUACCUCAGUCCAAUGAACAGCCAAUUGGAACAAGGACACGACGAAAAACAACGAAAAUUUGGAAACCUUAUGAUAUCAAAUCAUGA